Messenger RNA from Labrus mixtus (cuckoo wrasse), 1361 nucleotides. RefSeq names its product zona pellucida sperm-binding protein 4-like. Gene Ontology annotation, molecular function: acrosin binding; structural constituent of egg coat. The transcript has 8 exons. NCBI's taxonomy places the organism in Eukaryota, Metazoa, Chordata, Actinopteri, Labriformes, Labridae. Gene Ontology annotation, cellular component: egg coat. The record is from RefSeq and is a predicted model, not a curated record. Gene Ontology annotation, biological process: binding of sperm to zona pellucida; prevention of polyspermy. The coding region runs from base 47 to 1267 and encodes 406 amino acids.
UGUUGUUGUCACAGUUUGAGCCAGUGUGUAAUUUUUUACCACCAUAAUGGAGCCCUUCAAGUGUCUGUUUGGUGUUGUGUUGGUUGUAGUUUUGGUUUGUAAUGGAUCUUCCCAGCCGCCUCACUGGGCGCUGCCUCUGCAGCAGCAGCAGCAACCUUUUCAUCCGCCUCAGCAACAGUCUCAUGUCUCUGCUCCUGCAGCUCCCUUUGAUAAGUGCCAGGUGGAGGAGGGCGAGAAGAUCCAGUGUGGGACUCGAGAUGUCACCGCUGAGCAGUGCGCAAACAUAAACUGCUGCUUUGAUGGCCAGCAGUGCUACUAUGGGAAAGCAGUAACUGUGCAGUGUACCAGGGAUGGCCAGUUUGUGGUGGUCGUGGCUCGAGACGCCACUGUGCCCCUCAUCGAUGUGGAAUCAAUCAGCCUGCUGGAAGCAAACAACCCUGCCUGCGCUCCUGUCGCAUUCACUGCUACGUUUGCCAUUCUUCAGUUCCCUGUGACUGCAUGCGGAACCAAACUCAAGGAAGAGGAGGGUUAUGUGGUGUACGAGAACCACAUGUCGUCCUCGUAUGAGGUGGGAAUUGGACCCAGGGGCUCAAUCACCCGGGACAGCCAUUUUGAGUUAUUGUUCCAGUGCAGGUAUUCUAGCACAGCUGUGGAGGCCCUUGUCAUGGAGGUGAACGGUGUUCCUCCACCUUUGCCGGUUGCUGCAUUUGGACCCCUGAGAGUGGAGCUUAAGUUGGGCAAUGGAGAGUGCCACACAAAGGGCUGUGUGGAGGAAGUAGCAGCGUAUAGCUCCUUCUACACUCCAGCAGACUACCCCAUCACUAAAGUGCUGCGAGACCCUGUCUAUGUUGAGGUGAACAUUGUGGAGCGAUCUGAUCGGAACAUCUUCCUGAACCUGGAGCACUGUUGGGCCACUUCCACCGCCAACCCUGAGAGUCAUCCACAGUGGGACCUUCUGGUUGAUGGGUGUCCUUACCAUGAUGACCGUUAUCUGACCACAGUGGUGCCUGUUGACAGCUACUCUGGGCUUAAUUACCCCACGCACCACAAACGCUUCAUUAUAAAAAUGUUUGCGUUUGUAGACCGAGACUCCUACACCCCUCAGAAAGACACGGUGUUCAUCCAUUGUGCAACAGCAGUGUGUUAUCCCAGUAGCACUUACUCUUGUGAACAAUCGUGCCAUAGACAACGAAGAGCUGCAGUAAGGAAAGUUUCCUCAAGUCAAGGGGCUCUAGUAUCAAGCGGAGAGGUGAUCCUGACUGAGUAGAAGACUAAAUCUUCCCCUCAUGCCAAAUGAAAGACAUGACAAGCACCUGCAUCUGGACUUAACUUUUAAUAAAAGCUCAUUACAACUGGGUCAA